AUGUCAGGCUUGACUGAGACUAUACGCACUCCAACACCAGACACACCAGGCACACCUGAGGCUCCUGAGGCUCCUGAGCUAGUGGACACACCCAAAGGAGAGGAGGUGGUGGAAACAGCUGUCCCUGGCCAAGAGCUGGACAAUGACAUUGCCUUGGAGCCUCCCACCCCCGCUGCGUUGGAGCAGGUGGUGGAACUCAGUAUCCUCCUGACUGGAGAGGUGUACAGUGACAAUCUCAAAGAUCCAGCCAGCCUCCAGUACCAGACACUCAGCAGACAGCUUGCUGAAAGGAUAGAGGAUGCUCUGGAGGGGCUUCCAGGGUUUAAGAGCGUGUCUGUGCUGGACUUCAGACCCCAGAAAGACACCCACGGGCUGGAUGGCGUGGUGGUGGACUACGCUGUCACAGUGGUGGUGGACGGAGCAGGAGUGAGCACUGAACAACUGGACUACCUAACCUUGCAGUCAAACCUGGUGGAGAACUCAUACCGUGAGGUCAUGGAGCACCCUACGGUGGUCCACACCAUCAGUGAAGUCAAAAACUUUGUCACUGAAGCCCUGCAUAACGACGAGCUGGAGAGUGUGUCUGAGGUCCCUGAGUCUGUUGAUGCUGCAGAUGGAGAAACGAUUGCAGAUGAGCUACCAGAAGUCACAAUCCUAGAAGAGGAUGCUGAAGGUGUCAAUAAAGAUGACAUCCCGAAUGAAGUCUUUGAAACCAGAAGUCCAGAAGAAAAACCAGAGGAAAAUGACGUCAUUGUUCUGGAGGAGAGUGUAGUUGUGUCUCCAGCUCCAGUCCCAACCACUGGUGCUCCUGAAGCUGGAAGCUUUGAGGAGGAGGGUCUGUUGCUAGAAGACACUGAGCAGACUCUUGUAGAAACCUCCCUACCAGAGGAGCUCCCAGCUGAGCUUCCCUCACCUGAGCUUCCAGAGGGUGUCACACUGCCUGAACCACCAGUGGAGGUCGAGGCCUCUGGUUCAAGCACAGAUGAUAUGGAGGACCUGCUCAGUCCGACUACACCCACUGAAGCAGAUGAAGUUUCUCAUGAGGGGACUGGAUCAGAAGACAGGAUCAUAACAGAGGAUGUCACCAUAAAUGCAGAUGCCAUCUCUGAAGCUGAAACAGAGGCUGUUGAGGUUACUGCAGUGGGAGAAGAACCUACUAGUGUUACCCUGGAAGAGGAGCAUCUGGAUGAGGCUGCUGUGAUUGCAGAGGAGCUUGAGAUCUCCACAAUUGCAACUGAAGUCAUAGAAGAGGAGGGCCUGUCUGCCAUAGUCUCACCUCCUGAGGCUGUGGAUGUAGCUAGUGAAGCACCAAAGCCGGCAACAGAAACAGGUCUGCUUCCUGUUGGUGAAGAUUUGGAGGAAGGCACAGAAGAAGAGUCCAACCUCACAGGUACAGAUGAGGAAGUUAAUGUUGAGCAGCCUGCAGAAGGCACAGACGUUAAUGUAGUGUUGACCUACCCCGAGGAAUCUGUACUUGAAGAAGGUAGUGUGGAAACUCCGGCUGCAGAGAAAGACCCAGAAACUCCUGAGAUCUCAACUGAGGAUCUUACAGAAGAUAAGAUUUUUUUGGUCAACAAAGAUGCACCAGAGCCACCAGUGACAGAUUUCCUGAGCCCUGUCCAACCAACUGUUCUAUUUCCAGAGAGGGAGUCACCUUUUACCCUUAUCUCUGAUGUUAACCCUACCACUGAGGGGCAACCUCACAUCAUCAACCCUACACUGUUGGAGAUCCAGAACACAAAUGAGGGCUUGGAUGAUGCCACCAUUGGAGACCAGGGCUUUGAUGUGAUCAAUUAUGGUUUUGGUCUCAUUAACCACUCAGAGGAGGGCAGCACUGGCUUUCCAUUUAGUGUGGCACAUGGGACAGAUCAAGCAAGUAUUGCCAUGCCUGUGAACCCUGGACGAGCUCUGAUGGUGUUCUUCAGCCUGAGAGUGACCAACAUGAUCUUCUCAGAUGACCUCUUUAACAAGAGCUCCCCAGAGUACAAGGCUUUGGAGCAACGCUUCCUAGAGCUGCUUGUGCCCUACCUCCAGUCCAACCUUAGUAACUUUGAGAACCUGGAGAUCCUGAACUUCAGGAAUGGCAGCAUUGUGGUCAAUAGCCGGAUGAAAUUUGGCAAGCCUGUACAACAAGGUGUAACCACCACAGUCUAUCUGAUCCUCGAGGACUUCUGCAACACAGCUUACCAGACCAUGAACCUGGCCAUUGAUAAGUACUCACUGGACGUUGAGUCAGGAGACCAGGCUGACCCCUGUAAGUUCCAAGCAUGUAACGAGUAUGCAGAGUGUAAGGUAAACAAGUGGUCUGGGGAAGCGGAGUGUGUCUGCAAUGCUGGCUACUUCAGCGUGGACGGCCUGCCCUGUCAGAGUAUCUGUGAGCUACAGACUGACUUUUGCCUCAAUGAUGGCAAGUGUGACAUCAUUCCCGGCCAGGGAGCCAUCUGCAGGUGUCGUGUUGGGGAGAACUGGUGGUACAGAGGAGAGCACUGUGAGGAGUACGUAUCUGAGCCUCUGGUGGUUGGCAUAGCAAUUGCCUCUGUAGCUGGAUUCCUAUUGGUAGCCUCUGGAAUCAUCUUCUUCCUCGCCAGGACGUUACGUGAUCAGUAUGACAAGGAUGAGUCAGAGGACCCCAUACGGCGGGCGGAGAGCCUCCCGUCUCUGGAGAGGGCGACUAAGUACAACCCCAUGUAUGAGAGUGAGGCCACCACAGGCUACAGCCACUACUACCGCCGCUAUCCUGAAGCUCCUGUGUACAGCAGUGCCAGUGCUGAGGCCUCCACUGACUUCAGCAGUGAGGAGAUGCGACACAUCUAUGAGAACAGUGAACUGACGAAGGAGGAAAUCCAAGACAGGAUACGCAUUAUUGAGCUCUAUGCUAAGGACCGGCAGUUUGCAGAUUUUGUACGGCAGCAUCAAGCUGUCCUGGAUACCCGCAGAGAGAGCUCCACUACGUAGACAUGAAACUCUCCUGUGAACAACAAGAAAGACGCUUCUAUGGUAGAAAAGCAAAGCUCCCAGUCAAGACUCUCCACUUGCUCACCGUGGCACAGAAUUUGGGUUGUUUCCCGACCAGCGACUGCUCUGUGUCUGCCUGCUUGUGUGGGCAGACGAUGCUGACUGUUUUUCCUUCUUCCUUGGUGCCUUCUCUUGACUGAGUGAGCUAGCUGCGACAUCAAGGGAUGUGUUUGCUGCUCAUCUACUGGACGUUUCCCUUUUGGAAAAACUGGACCACAUCCUUUUACUUGAAAUGUUGUCAGACACAUCACAAUACUGUCUACAGUACUACUUCUGAUUAGUGGAAUAAUCAGUUUUGUUUCGUAAUGGCAUAUCUACAUAUUCUUAAACGGAAGAACAUGAAACUAUGAAUUUGUAUUUAGUGUGACUGUUGUUUGCUAGUUAAAAUAUUAUUCUAAAAAGCUUUCUAUAUUUUUUGAAGCUCAAAUAUACUCUUUAGGUCUUCUUACUGAGACACAGUCAGAGCUGAUCUUUUUUUAGUCGAUGGUGCUAUCUUACUUUAAAAUACUCUGUGAUGACUAACUUUUACAAUUUAAAAGAAACACCAAUGGGUCAACUCUGUAUAUACAACUGUACGUUGAAGGAAUAUUUUGACAUUUUGGAAAAUAUAUAUAUUCCCCUUCUGACACAACGUUAGAUGUGUACAUCAACUGAACUCUCAUAUCUGUCUGUUAAAUAUGAAGCUAAAGCCAGCAGCUUUUAGCUUAGCUAUAAGGGGACUGGAAACACGAGGGGAUGGCUGGACUGACGCUGUUCAAAGGUAACAAAAUCUGCCCAUGUAAGAGUGUAAAAUAUAAACAAAUGAGUUAAUGUAUUAAUGAAACUUUAGAGGUGCUGAUAGGUGGAUUUUGUCACCUAUGGAUGGAGCUGGGCUGGCUCUUUCUCAGUGGUUCCAUUCUCAAAGCUGAACUAAGCUAAAUGGCUGCUUGUUGUAGCCUUACAUAUAAUGGACAAAUAUGAAAGUGGUAUUGAUCUUCCCAUCUCAAUCUCUGCCAGAAAGCAGAUAAGUGUUUUUCCUAAAAUGUCAAACUAUUCCCUUAAGGUGGCCAAAUUUAGUCUUGUGACUUGUACUGUUCAGUGUAAAAGGAGCUUUUCACUGAAUGUUGAGUGGAGUCUUAUUCGACCUAUUUUUCUUCUGGCAGGUGAUUUUUCUGCCUUUUUUAACAACUCAACUGUCAAUCAACAGAUUUGGUGUUAUGUUUGCAAAUGUAUGGCUGGUAGACAUGACAAAGUGAAAACAGUGGUGAUAGGAGAAAGACAGAGAGCAUGAACCCUCUACAACUGUGGGAUCCAGAAAUAAAUGAAAACACAUUUCAGUGGAAAAAGGCUGCAGAGCAAGCAGCCCGGGGAUUCGAUCAAAUGGUCUGAUUUCAGAUUUGAUAGGUAAUGCAACUGAGAGAAUAGGAACAGCAGGCUGACAAACGACAUGCGUUCUUUGUGAAGACGACCUCAAGCUGUGUCUCCUGGUGAAAAAACCCCCCCAAAAACCAGAAAUUCUUCAGAAAUGAUCUGCCCUGUGAACCCACCCGACAGACUAAUUCCAGUGUUUUCUUAGGUAUUGUCAUAUGAUUUUCCUUCCUGGACUUGUUGGCCUGAUCUGUGUUGUCCCUUGAGUGGACCUUCACAGCUGUGGCUCAUUAUGAUCUGUAGGUUUUCGUUAGCUGUCGGCUAGAGUAACCAUCAGUUACGAGGUCUGAAUCAGACUGGAUCAUGUUCUAGGUUCUUGUUUACAUUACAUGCUUCUCAUCCAGAGGUCCACACAAGCAAAAAACACUGGUGAAGCAGACUCUUUUGACAGUGUCAUGCCUUUUGCAAUCAGCAUAUUGAAUUUUUUUGUAUGCGUACUUUUUGUGUGAAUCUGCCACCUGGACAAACAGCCAAUCAUCCCACACAAUGUUCUGUCAUGUCAAUAACACCGAAGAUACUAUUAACAAUUGUAGGCUGUAAAUCACGUGUGUCUCAAGUGUUUCAAUAUAUGAACAUCUUCUUUUUAUACUGAUAACCGUUUCACCAUUUUAACAGUGUUAUCAUCCUGUGCAGCUGUGUAAAUUACUGAUAACAAAUUGUAUCAUAUAUAAAAAUAAAAUGUUUUAUAUAAAAUGCAGACUCAGGUCCAAUGCUGGAAUGUGGUAUAUUUACUUACUGUGCUUACUUAUGCACAAUUUUGAGGUACUUCCA
Scatophagus argus is the source of this 5193-nucleotide messenger RNA. It is a transcript of the gene impg2a, whose product is annotated as interphotoreceptor matrix proteoglycan 2a. The transcript is spliced from 18 exons. Gene Ontology annotation, biological process: visual perception. The record is from RefSeq and is a predicted model, not a curated record. Lineage: Eukaryota; Metazoa; Chordata; Actinopteri; Scatophagidae. Bases 1 to 2955 code for a protein of 984 amino acids. Gene Ontology annotation, molecular function: hyaluronic acid binding; heparin binding.